Molecule: messenger RNA, 1664 nt
Organism: Ochotona princeps (American pika)
Lineage: Eukaryota; Metazoa; Chordata; Mammalia; Lagomorpha; Ochotonidae
Gene: KCTD20
Product: potassium channel tetramerization domain containing 20
Exons: 8
Coding region: 188-1447 (419 amino acids)
Biological process (GO): positive regulation of phosphorylation
Cellular component (GO): cytoplasm
Molecular function (GO): protein binding
Source: RefSeq, a predicted model, not a curated record
GACUCAGCCGCGUGGCCGCGCGGCCCGGGAAGCGCGGGGCGGAGGGCGGUGCGGCUCGGCCGGUCCCCUCGGCGCUGCCGGCGGGCGGGCGGAUUCCGGGUCCCGAGCGCGGGGAGGAGGCGCGCGGCCCGCCAGGGCGAGGGUGCUCUCUGAUCAAGCACACCAUUCCAGAUUACACAGCCCAAGGAUGAAUGUUCACCGUGGCGCUGACAGUGACAGGUUAUUGCGGCCAGAGGCCAGCUGCCUAGCGGAUGAUCCUGCAGCCUCAGUCCAAGAGAAAGAAACAAACAGCUUGGCUUCCCCUGGUCUUCAUAAUCUUCCUUAUCCCCUGGGUCCCAGAAGUGAAGACCUUUCACGUGACUCUGCUGCUCAGCCAGCACACCUUCAGUUCCCUCACGUAAUGCCACUUGCCGAAGACAUCAAAGGCUCUUGCUUCCAAGGUGGGAAUAAACGGAACCAUGAACCCUUUAUUGCUCCAGAAAGAUUUGGAAACAGUAGUGUGGGCUUUGGCAGUAACUCCCAUUCCCAAGCGCCAGAGAAAGUGACGCUUCUUGUGGAUGGCACACGUUUUGUUGUGAAUCCACAGAUUUUCACUGCUCAUCCGGAUACCAUGUUGGGAAGGAUGUUUGGACCAGGAAGAGAGUACAACUUCACGCGGCCCAACGAGAAGGGAGAGUAUGAGAUUGCCGAAGGAAUCAGUGCCACUGUAUUUCGCACAGUGCUGGAUUAUUACAAAACUGGUAUCAUCAAUUGUCCCGAUGGCAUCUCUAUCCCAGACCUUAGAGACACAUGUGAUUAUCUCUGCAUUAACUUUGACUUCAACACCAUCCGAUGCCAAGAUCUGAGUGCUCUGCUGCACGAACUGUCCAACGAUGGGGCUCACAAGCAGUUUGAUCACUACCUCGAAGAACUCAUCCUGCCCAUCAUGGUCGGUUGUGCCAAGAAAGGGGAGCGGGAGUGCCACAUCGUUGUGCUGACGGAUGAGGAUUCUGUGGACUGGGACGAAGACCACCCCCCACCCAUGGGGGAGGAAUAUUCCCAAAUUCUUUAUAGCUCUAAGCUCUACAGAUUCUUCAAAUAUAUUGAAAAUCGGGAUGUUGCAAAAACAGUAUUAAAGGAACGGGGCCUGAAAAACAUUCGCAUUGGAAUUGAAGGCUACCCUACCUGUAAAGAGAAAAUUAAGAGGAGGCCUGGGGGUAGAUCUGAAGUCAUCUAUAACUACGUGCAGCGCCCCUUUAUCCAGAUGUCGUGGGAAAAAGAAGAAGGGAAGAGUCGCCACGUGGAUUUCCAGUGUGUUCGAAGCAAAUCCCUCACGAAUCUGGUAGCUGCUGGGGAGGAUGUCCUGGAGGACCAGGAGACCCUCAUGCACCACCCACCGCAGGUCGACGAGCUGGACCGGCUGAAUGCCCCACUCGCUCAGAUGGCUCCUAACGAGUUUCAGGACUGAGGCCUGUGGCAGGCUCCCCCCUCGUCACGGCUGCCCACGGCCAGGGCGCCACGUCCUCCCCGUGGUUUGUCUCACCCUGAGCAGGAGACGUGCUUAUCCUGUCCUUUCCCCUCUCCCAGGACUAACGUCCUGUCAGUGACCUCUGCCUCUGGCGGGAGACGAAGAUGGGCUUGGCAGCGGAAGUGGGGUCUGGUGCUGCUGAAUCUUCACAUAAUCC